AUGUGUCAUAAGCUUCUAACAAUUACAUUUGACAAUGCAAGCUCAAACAAUGGUGUCAUUAAUUUCUUGAAGUGGUGGACCAAAGAUAGGAAGAAUACCAUAUUAGAGCAUGAGUUUUUACACGUGAAAUGUUGUGCCCACAUAUUGAAUUUAAUUGUUUGUGAGAGCUUGAAAGAGAUUGAUGACUCAAUCACAAGGAUCCGUAAUAUUGUGAAGUACGUGAAAUCCUCUCCAUCUAGGAUGGCCGAAUUCAAGUUUUGUGUUAAAUUAGAGCGCAUUGAGUAUGAGGGUCAACCUUGUUUGGAUGUGGCUACUCGGUGGAACUCCACAUAUUUCAUGUUAGAAAGGGCUUUACAAUUUCAAAAGGCGUUUGAGCGGUUGGAAGAUGAUGACAAUUUUUUCCAUUUGAAAUUGAAAGAGGAUGAGAUUGUUGAGGAGGUUGGUGAAGGUGGUGAGGGUGUUGUUGGUGCUGGUAGGGCUAACAGAAACCUUAGAAUCCCAAAAAGAAGAUCUGGAGGAGUUGAGGAGUUCCGACAAGUGAUGAUUGGAUGA
This is a messenger RNA of Camellia sinensis, 552 nucleotides long. The record is from RefSeq and is a predicted model, not a curated record. NCBI's taxonomy places the organism in Eukaryota, Viridiplantae, Streptophyta, Magnoliopsida, Ericales, Theaceae.